AUGAAAGCACUUAGAUGCGAUGGUCCAGGUCAAGGCCUUACCCUGAGAGAUGUCGAAAAGCCCAAAGCUACGACGGGAAGCGUCAUUGUCCAAGUCCUAGCAGUCAACAUCGAAUCAUCUGCCAAACACCACAUCUCUGAGCACCCACCGUUUGGCUUUCCCAGACCUUUCACACCCGGCACGCAAGUCAUCGGCCGAGUAUCAGAGCUCGGAUCCGAUGCGACAAAGUUGACCAUCGGCCAGCUCGUCCUGGUCGAUUGCUUCUUCCGUGGCCGCGAUGACCCCGACGUUCAAGUCCUCUGGGGCCUGUCGGAUGGCUUUUCACUCCAGUCCAAGCGCUUCAUGGCCGACAGUUGGCGCCACGCAGGCUUUGCUGAGUUUGCCGCAGCACCUCUCGAGAACGUUUUCGCCUUGAACGAAGACGUGCUCUGUGGCAAGUUGGGCUACGACAUCCCGGAGUUGCUUCUCAUGCAGCUCCAGCUCGUUACGUAUGGAGGCUUUCGCGCCAUUGGCUCCAGGCUGGCGAGAGAGUCAUGUGGCGCCGGAGUAGGCGUAGCGCUCGCUAUGGGUGCGCAAGUCGUUGCGCUUGGGCGCAACCUUGAAUCGCUGAAGGAGCUGCAGCAGCAGUAUCCACAAGUCGACAUCAUGCAGAUCACGGGCGAUGCUGACAAGGACACCGCCACGCUACAGUCCUUCGGGGUCAUCGACGCGUACCUUGACAUCUCGCCCGCUUCAGCAGCACAGUCAACUCAUUUCGCCAGCUGCUUCAGCGCUCUACGACCAGGCGGCCGUGCAGCACUGAUGGGUGUUGUUGGCAGCAGUCUACCGGUCCCAUACGUCUCGUUGAUGAUCAAGAAUAUCACCAUCAAAGGCCAGUUCAUGUACCGCCGCGAAGACGUUGACGGGCUGAUCAGGUUGGCGGAGUCUGGCGUUUUGAAGCUUGGCAGGGCGGGUGGGAGUGAGGUGGUCAGGAGCUUCAAGCUCGAGGAGGCAGAUGAGGCGCUGGACUUUGCCGAAAAAACGAGGGGCGUUGGGAGGCUUGUCGUGUUUGAGCCGUGA
Cyphellophora attinorum is the source of this 1059-nucleotide messenger RNA. Its product is annotated as Alcohol dehydrogenase. Lineage: Eukaryota; Fungi; Ascomycota; Eurotiomycetes; Chaetothyriales; Cyphellophoraceae. The transcript is spliced from 3 exons. The record is from RefSeq and is a predicted model, not a curated record. The coding region runs from base 1 to 1059 and encodes 352 amino acids.